CUCAUGCUAUAAAAAUUGUUUUGUUUUGUCGUCGGUCGUCGUCGUCACCUCGUAUCAUAUAAAAAAUAAUAAAAUCGCCUCGCCUUUCAUAUUGUCAUUCGUCUUUUUAGGUUCUUUUUUUAAAAAAGAACAAAUUAUAAUAUCUUGAGUAAAAACUAUUUCUAGGGAAAAGGUUUGAGUAAAACAAGUUCAAUCUUUAUCAUUGUUUAUUAUCUGACGAGUCUUAGAAAUAGUGCGUGCCGGCAUCCCUUGUAUUCUAUAUCGUAAUACUUCUCGUAGAAAUCUUGGAUGAGCUCUUCCACCUGCGAAAAAAAUGUCCAAUGACAUACUGCAAACAAAAUGUGACUUUUGUGGGGAAACCGCCCAUGAACCCUACAUAGAAUGUUGCGAGUGCGACUCAAACUUAUGCACGGCUUGUUUUGCUGCUGGGAAGGAGAUCGGCUCUCACAAAAACGAUCACAAGUACGCCGUACGUAGAAACGACUUUCCCUUGUUUGAUAAUUGCAACUGGUCUGCCAAAGAAGAAUGUAAGUUGCUAUCCGCAUUAUCGACAUACGGUUUUGGCAACUGGGAGGAGAUAUCUAAAUUUGUGCACACACGUUCCAAAUUAGAAUGCCAAGAACAUUACAGAAAGUAUUAUAUAGAAAAUGUACAAUAUAAAGAAUUGAAACUUUUGCCUGAGACGCAACAGUCUUUGUUUCCACAGUUGAUAAUACCAUACUUGUAUAGUACAGAUAUAAGUACAAAUCCACCACGGAAUAAUCAGUCUGAUCAGCAUUUGGCUGGCUAUAAUGCUCACAGAUCUGAGUUUGAAUUGAGUUAUGAUCAUAACGCAGAGAGUUUAUUCAAUAUAGAAGAUAGCUACUCUGAUGAUGAAGUUGAUGAUGAGUCUAUGAUGGACUCUUUAAAGAUUGCUUUAGUCAAUGCUCUAAAUAAUCGUUUGAGAGAGCGCCAGAGGAGAUACACAAUAAUUAAAAACCAUGGUUUGAUAAUGCCAAACAAGCUGGCGUCAUGGUUGCAGAGAUUUGAGGUUACACUAACAAGACAAAAAUGUGAGAAGUUAAUUUCUUUCAUGCAAUUUAUGACAGGAAUGCAGUUUGAUGCUUUUAUGGAGCGACUGAGCUUAGAAUCUGAAUUGACACAAAAGAUAUUACGGUUGUGCGAGUACAGACGGAAUGGAAUCAAAACGCUCUACGCAGCCAGACUAUACAAGCAAUUGAAGAAAGAAAAUGAUUUGCACAUGAAAGAAAUGAGAUCUAGCACAUUGGUUAUGCAGAAGAAGUAUGACAGCACAUCUCCAAUCAAAAAUAGGUUUUUUCAAAAGACUUCUGGUCGGAGCAAAAUGAAAGGGACUUCGAUGCCUCUGGAAAUCAUCGAUUUGCCAGGUUACGACCGUCUUAGCGAUUCAGAGAGGACACUUUGUUCAACAUUAAGACUGAUACCGGCAAACUACUUAGAUAUUAAAGAACAACUUGUGUCGGAGAACAAUAAGAUGGGAUUCCUUCGACUGCUGGAUGCGAGGAGGAUUGUGAAGAUAGAUGUGAACAAAACGAGGAAGAUCUAUGAUCAUCUUAUUGCAGAAGGAUUUUUGAAUAAGCCUCCUGCACUAGUUUAAAUAUAUUAUUUUUUUAACAAAA
Molecule: messenger RNA, 1637 nt
Organism: Amyelois transitella
Lineage: Eukaryota; Metazoa; Arthropoda; Insecta; Lepidoptera; Pyralidae
Gene: Ada2a
Product: transcriptional adapter 2A
Exons: 1
Coding region: 314-1615 (433 amino acids)
Biological process (GO): chromatin remodeling; regulation of transcription by RNA polymerase II
Cellular component (GO): nucleus; SAGA-type complex
Molecular function (GO): transcription coactivator activity; protein binding; chromatin binding
Source: RefSeq, a predicted model, not a curated record